GGAGGCAGAGGGAGCAGCUCGUGUCUCCUCCGCGUCAGUCUGAGCUGUUGUCACCGGGAAGUGGAGGAAAUGCGCACGGGACAUUUCAGCGUUUGUCUUUAACCGGGGGACGAGCAUUUUCUGUGAUGAAUGGACCGAGGGACGAGCGGGACUCCGGACAUCUGCUGCUCGUGGUUUUCCUCUGAGAAGGGCCACACUGAAGGGCCACACUGAGGGGCCACACUGAAGGGCCACACUGAAGGGCCACACUGAGGUCGACAUCACCGUGACCCUCUGUCCUCGUCCGCCUCCAGACGCCCCUCUGCCGCAGACUCCAGAAGUGUCCAGCCAUGUUCCGAAACAGUCUGAAGAUGCUCCUGGGAGGCAGAGGGCGCAAGAGCACGACCAGCGGCGGCAGCAGCAUCGAUUCUGACGGAUCGGACGCCAGAAUAAUCGAGGGAUUCACUCGGUCACUGCCGUCGUCUCCUCUGCUCAAUCUUCGACUGACCAAGAGACCAGGUGAGGAGGAGGAGCUGGGGCCUCCGCCCUCGGUCGAUGAAGCCGCUGACGCGUUAAUGACUCGUCUGGACUUUUUACUGGGGGAUAAGACGGUGACGCGAGACUCCGCCCCCUUUUCCCACGCGCAGGAGGAUGGAGCGAGGAUCUCUCCGUCCUCCAGUCUGGCCAGCGGCAGCACCUCCCCCUGCUCCACUCUGCUGCCCCCUGCUGGAGGAGAGAGUAACAACAACAACAAGCACGCCCCGUCCAACUACAUCACCUCCCCCUCCUCCACCCUGGACAGCAGGGACAGCGGCAUCAUAGCCACACUGACGAGUUACUCCGCCGAGUCGGCCGUGGAGCGAGAAAACAACAACGGCAAGUACCACGGCAACGGUUACCACGGCAGCAGCCUCAACCUGUGGCCCCAGGGCGGCGAGCGGCACGUGGUCGCCUCUACGUCCUCAUCCAGCGUGGCGGCGCCGAGGGGCGGGACGAACGGCUUCCUGUACAGAAACGAAGACAACAUGUCCGCCUCCACCUACAGCCUCAACAAGCUCCACCCAGACGGCUCCUCAGGCUCCACCCACUCCAUCCCUCUCUACCUCAUGCCCCGCCCCAACUCCGUGGCAGCUACGAGCACUGCCCACCUUGAAGAUCUGGCGUAUCUUGAUGAGCAGCAGCGACACAUCCCGUCCAGGACGUCGCUCAGAAUGCCCAGACAGAAUUCUGGGAGUCGUAGUCAACAGGAGCACAUAGUCCGUUUUACUCCAUCGCUCAACCUCAAGCCCUUCCACUUCGAGAUUCCCGGGCUCGCUGCUGAUUGGUUGUUCACGGGAAGGGAGUGGCUUUUCCAGGAAGUCGAUGCCUGUCUGCGCAGCUCGGAUCCAGCGCAAAAUCGCGGCGUGGUGAUCGUCGGUAACAUGGGCUUCGGUAAAACGGCCAUCAUCGCUCGACUCGUGGCUUUGAGUUGUCACGGAAACCGGAUGUGGCCGAGCGCUGCGAACACGAGCGUCGCUAAAAAUGCUGAAAAUGCACAGUUUUCCCAUAAUUCAGUGGGACGAGGUGAAGACGUAGAUGAAGGACGAGAGGGGAGCUGCCCGGGGACUCCAGAGAUGAGACGGAGACAGGAGGAAGCGCUGAGGCGGCUGGCGGGACAGGUCGUGUCCUUUCACUUCUGUCAGGCGGACAACUGUCACACAUGUCUCAUCCCGGAGUUUGUCCACAACAUGGCCGCCACGCUCAGCUCCAGUCCUCAGCUGUCGUCGUACAGAGACCUGCUCCACCACUCGCCCCAGCUGCAGAGCGUGCUCAGUCUGCGCUCCUGCAUCCAAGACCCCGACGCCGCGCUGCUCAGGGGGAUCCUGGAGCCGCUCGACCUGCUCCACAGAGAGAGGAAGAUCCACGCCGAGCGGACGGGGCUCAUUGUGCUGAUUGACGGGUUGAACGAGGCAGAGUUCCACCGCCCGGACUACGGCGACACCCUGGCUUCCUUCCUCAGUCGGAACAUUCAGAGAUUCCCUCCCUGGUUAAAGGUCAUCACGACCGUCCGCACGGCCCAACAGGACAUCACACAGUCCUUGGCGUUCCACUGCGUCUCGUUGGACUCGAUGGAGGAGAACGGCGCCAUCGAGGAGGAUCUGCAGGGAUACCUCACGCAGCGAAUCCACAGCAGCGCCGAGAUACAGAGCAACGUGUCCCUGGGAAACGGACGCCUCGACAACACGGCGCUGACCAAACUCAUCGGGCACCUGAAGAGUCUGAGCCGAGGGUCCUACCUGUACCUGAAGCUCACGCUGGACCUGAUCGAGGGGGGAUACCUGGUCCUCAAGAGCUCCAGCUUCAAGGUGGUUCCUGUGAGUCUGGCCGAGGUUUAUCUGCUGCAGAUGAACAUCAGGUUCCCCACACAGUCGUCCUUCCAGAGAGUCCUGCCCCUGCUCAACGUGACCACGGCCUCACUGCACCCGCUCAGCGACCAACAGUUGUUUGAGGCGGUGAACGCGAGCGCCGUGACCGGGGGAACUCUGCCGUGGGCGGAGUUUGUCCAGAGGGUGGAGCAGCUCUCUCCGUUCCUGAUGUGGCGGAGCGACGGGAGCCGGAUGUUAAAACACGCCUCCUUCAGAGAGUGGCUGGUCUGGAGAGAGGACGGGCAGGACAACCGCUUCCUCUGUGACCCCAGGAGCGGUCACACUCUUCUGGCCUUCUGGCUCUGCAGACAGGAGGGUAAACUGAGCCGGCAGCACACUCUGGAGCUGGGACAUCACAUCCUGAAGGCUCACAUCUAUAAGGGCCUAAGCAAGAAGCUGGGGGUUUCCUCGUCCGUGCUCCAGGGGCUGUGGCUCUCCUACAGCACGGGCGCUCUGAGUCCGGCCCUGUCCUGCCUGAGGAACGUCUACACGCCCAACAUCAAGGUGAGCCGGCUGCUGGUUUUGGCGGGAGCGGACGUGGACUGUCGCUCGGACGUCCUCAACAACGCCCCUCUGCUGUGUGUGCACGCGCAUCUGGGGCACAAGGACGCCGUCGCUCUGCUGCUGGACCACGGAGCGCAGGUGGACGCUCAGUCUAGCGACGGCCUGACUGCUCUGUGUUUUGCUGCUGCUGCUGGACAUUUGGAGAUUGUGACGAUGCUGAUUCAGCACAGAGCCGAGGUGGGACAUGUGGACGGCUCAGGUCGUUGCGCUCUGGUCCUCGCGGCUCAGCGCGGGCGUCAGGACGUCCUGCGCUUCCUCCUCAAAUGUGCAGACUGGAGCUGCACUACCUGCUGUGGCCAGAGGGGGGCGAGCAGAGGCCAGGCCCUACAGCAGGCGCUGACCGCAGGAGCGAGCAUGGGUCACACAGAGACUGUGUCCUUCCUGUUGGACCUGCCUGAGGACGAGGACGACAGGCCUGAGAUCAACACCUGGGACAGUCUGUGGGGAGAGACAGCGCUGACCGCUGCAGCGGGCAGUGGCCGACUGGCUGUGUGCAGACUCCUGCUGGAUCAAGGAGCCGCUGUGGAGAAAACCAACCGCCGCGGGGCCACGCCCCUCUUCAGCGGCGUGAGGAGAGGACACUGGCAGGUGGUGCAGCUGCUGCUGAACUCUGGAGCAGAGGUGAAUAUGAUGGACGUUCAGGGACGCACCGCCCUCAUGACGGCCGCCUCAGAAGGUCACAUGUCCACGGCACAACUGCUGCUCGACCACGGUGCGUCUCUGGACCUGUGCGACCGGGAGGGACUGACCGCCCUGAGCUGGGCGUGUCUUAAAGGUCAGCUGUCAUUGGUCAGAGAGCUCGUGGACAGAGGAGCUGACACCACACACGCCGACCGCAGCGGACGCACGCCGCUCGACCUGGCGGCUUUCUGUGGAGACCCUGAAGUGGUGCAGUUCUUGGUGGAUCACGGGGCGUCGGUGGAGCACGUGGACAGCAGCGGGAUGCGUCCUCUGGACCGAGCCGUCGGCUGCAGAAACACGUCUGCUGUGAUCGCUUUGCUCAAGAAGGGAGCUCAGAUAGGACCUGCCACUUGGGCCAUGGCCACGUCAAAGCCCGACAUCCUGAUGGUUCUGCUGAGUAAACUGAUCCAAGAGGGAGACCGUCUGUACAAGCAAGGGAAAGUGCGCGAGGCGGCCGUGUCCUACCAGUCGGCGCUGCAGAAGUUUCCCGGUGAUGAGAUGAAGACGUUUCGACAGCUGCGAGUGUCUGUGCUGCUCAACCUGUCGCGAUGUCGCCGCAAAAUGAACGAUUUCAGUUUGGCUGAGGAGUUCGCCACCAGAGCCCUGGAGCUGAAAGCCAAAUCGUAUGAAGCUUUUUACGCCAGAGCCCGGGCCAAACGCAGCCGCAGGCAGUUCCACGCCGCGCUCGAGGACCUGUUAGAGGCCAGCCGUCUGUGCCCGUCCAACCGUGAGAUCCAGAGACUUCUGUCCAGAGUCAAAGAGGAGUGUCGACAGGCCGCACAACAGCAGGACGCCCCAGCUGCCCCGCCCCCUCACCUUUACCAGCACAACGUGUCCCGGGACGAGGACGAAGACGACGCCCGCCCCGUCGAAACUGUCGUCCAAAGUCUGGACAGCCACGGCAGCCCCCGAGGUCCUUCUCCAAACUCUCUGUCUCCGACUCACAUGUACCACCACGUCUCUAGCCCCACCCACUCACCUUCCUCCUCCUCCCCGAGCCACGCCCACCAUUUCAGCCCCGCCUCCUCCCCGGUUCACCAGCAGAGAGUUAGCCCCAUGUCCGAACCUCCGCCUCAGUCCGUGUUAGCGCUGCACCAUCCCGAGCAGCAUCUCCAGAACCAGAGAUCUUUCCAGAAACAGAACACGGUCCAAGGCCAGUGGCUCCAGCCGGCCAAGGCGCAACUCGUGAGGUCGAGCCAGCCCACCGCCGCGGCCCACUCCAACGUGGUGUUCGGAGGGUCCGCCUAUUCCCAGUUUGCCCAUUUACCCAAAGAACUGGCCGAACUGGGUGAAGGUUUUCAGCUGCAGCCCGGUCUGUCGUAUCAGGAGGACAUGGACCUGCAGCCCAGACCUGCGGCGGUUUACGGCCGAGGCAUGAACCGCUACAGCCAGGGCGCUCAGUUUGGUCGCAACCAGUCCAAAGCGGCGCAUUACCCGAUGGAAGUGACUGAAACGUCUACUAUAGGUCCACCUGAGUCGUACAAUGAUUACCAGUUCCAGUCACAAGGAGGACUACGGCGACCGCUCAGCGCACACCCGACCUCGUGCUCUGCGGCGGCGUCUAACCGGCCGCUCAUCCACUCUCAAAGCGUCAACGUGCGCAGCCUCGCGGGGCAGCUACCUCCGCCUAAUUUAUCCACUUUCCGAACUUCAGCGUCCGCCCAGCAUGUGGAUUUACCCCCAGACCCUCCUCCUUUCACGGGAAGUUACCACGACGAUCUGUUUUUAGGCUCGAACCCUCAGUCUGACUCGGGAAUGGUCGGGGGCGGGACUUAUCCCGGGGAGGCGGGACGUUCCUCGAGGAACACUCCGUUUAUGGGCAUUAUCGAUAAAACUGCGAGGGUACAACCGCAAUACCAGCCACAAGCCACGCCCACGUCAUCGUCUUGCCUGAGUCCGUCUCGCUCUUGGGCCGUCUCGUCCGUGGACACCGUGGUCACGUCGCCAAGCAAAGCCCCGCCCACUCAGCCGUUUCCUUCUUCGAUCGCUUAUCACAACAGAAGCAACAACAAUGCGCACAAUGGCCAUUAUUACGACAACCAAAAUGACUUUUACGAAGUGACGCCUGCGAAGGUGGAAAACUCCGCCCCCGUAGCGAGUCAGAACCCGUCUUACGUGGACGUGAGGCUCGCCCGCACCAUGCCCGUGAUACACAGCUGCUCGGACCGGCCCAACGAGCGUAAAAUGGGCCCUACCUCUCCUGUGAAACCAAAAAGACCCUUUGUGGAGUCCAAUGUGUAGAAAAACUAUGGAAGGAGCAGAGUCUGGCAAUGCUUGAAGAAACGAGAACAUGCAACGGUUUGAACGAACGCCGCGCGCUGGAGGAACGAUGCAAUAAAUGUACAGACGUUUAUAAGAGCUGUGCGACGAAACGAGGCAGAAAAUGUGUUUAAUUACGUUUAAAGCCGGAUUCCAGUUUGGAUUGACAGGACGUGGAGUUUUGUAAAGACUCUGCGAAAAGAAAAAAGAGGCUGCGGACGCCAAAGUGCAGCCAUUUUGUUUCAGAUGUUCAAUAAUUAUUAGUCAGGAUUUGAUGGUUUAAAAAUAAAACCGGACUUUGUAUUGGGUUUUUUACAAAAGUUCAGUGUAAUUCAGACAGCACACAGAAUCACAAAGCACAACCUUUACAAACACGGUAUGAGGUCGCGUGGCGUUGAAGCCGUCGCCGCGUCCCGAGCCAUAACGAGGACGAUGUUAUUGAGUAAAGCACUGACUUACUGUAUAUACAACGAGAGUAAGCGUUAUUUAUCUUUUUAAGUUAUGUAUGUGACUGUACAAUGCAAUUUCUUAUAAUGUAAUGUAUAUUAUUUUUUAUUUCUUUGACGUGUUUUUUUAUAUCUAUUUUUAUUUCCGUGAUUCUUACCUAAACGUGGCAAUAUUCAAACAUCAUCCGCUCGCCGCUUCAGCCCAAACGCCUUUCAGAAAUGCUCUUCUUCAGGGGUUCUUUUCUACCAAAACUUUUUUAUACUUUGCAGUGCUAAUUUAUGCAACAGCUAGCUAGCUAAACCAUGCCUUUUACAUGUGCUAGAACACGCUAACACGCUAACACGCUUCAUUCUCUGGAGGUUUGACCGGCAGAUGGUGUAAAUUGACUUAAAGACGUUCACGUUCCUCACACAGAUGCUGCUUUGCUCUGUUUUCUGUUCAUUUUUUUUCAGACGACAUUAAAGCUACAGUCAGUUUUGUCACGGUACCGACGCACACUGCCCCCUGGAGGUUGAAGCUGUUAGCGUUAAGUAGAGGCCGGUUUUGUUUUUGUCUAACUAUCGCCAAGGCCGUCGCUGACACAUUAUUAGCAUGUUGGAUGUUCAAAGACUUGUUGAAAAGAUUAAAGUGACUUAAACUG
Molecule: messenger RNA, 6975 nt
Organism: Periophthalmus magnuspinnatus
Lineage: Eukaryota; Metazoa; Chordata; Actinopteri; Gobiiformes; Gobiidae
Gene: tanc2a
Product: tetratricopeptide repeat, ankyrin repeat and coiled-coil containing 2a
Exons: 29
Coding region: 330-5870 (1846 amino acids)
Biological process (GO): regulation of dendritic spine morphogenesis
Cellular component (GO): dendritic spine
Molecular function (GO): protein binding
Source: RefSeq, a predicted model, not a curated record